Molecule: messenger RNA, 1254 nt
Organism: Camellia sinensis
Lineage: Eukaryota; Viridiplantae; Streptophyta; Magnoliopsida; Ericales; Theaceae
Source: RefSeq, a predicted model, not a curated record
GAGGGGUUUCUAGAGAUGGGAACAGUUGCUAUCACGAACCCGGCGUGGAUAGCCGCCGCCGCCACCACUACUGUGUCCUUUAAACAGUCCUCACUCUCUCUUCUUCGACACCACAUAUGCCCUCACAAGCCCUAUCUUCUCUCUCCUCCUCCUCCUCCUCCUCCUCCUCCUCCUCCUCCUAUCACUACUACUCUCCUCACAGGGAGGCGAGUUUGGGCCACUGGUGGCGGCGAUGGUGUCCUCCGGUGGUGGUCCUCAGCUGUCCUCAGAAGCCUCCGCGCGCCGUCCAGAUUCCGCCCCGCCGCCGUCUCUCUUGCCGCCGGAGACGGCGGUGCAAUAAUGCAUGACGCCGGGGCUACGGCGAUCGUAAUGUUGGGAGCUUACUUUCUCGUCUUGACUUUCGAUUCUCUCACCCAGCGCGAUCUCAUCCAACAGCAGAAUUUAAGCAGAAAACUGGUCCAUAUAUUGUCUGGAUUGCUUUUCAUGGCUUGUUGGCCAAUAUUCAGCACCUCAACAGGGGCUCGCUACUUUGCUUCUUUAGUUCCUCUUGCAAAUUGCUUAAGGCUUGUCACUUAUGGCCUGUCCCUUGCCACUGAUGAAGGACUAAUAAAAUCCGUUACUCGAGAAGGAAAUCCAGAAGAGUUGCUUAGAGGUCCUUUAUAUUACGUUCUGAUAUUGAUUUUGUGUGUCCUUGUAUUCUGGCGCGAGUCACCAAUUGGAGUGAUCUCACUUGCAAUGAUGUGUGGAGGGGAUGGCAUUGCUGAUAUCAUGGGAAGAAGAUUCGGGUCCGUGAAAAUUCCAUAUAACAAAAAGAAGAGUUGGGUUGGUAGCAUCUCAAUGUUUAUAUUUGGUUUCUUGAUCUCCAUUGGGAUGCUCUACUACUUUUCAGCCCUUGGAUACUUCCAGUUGGAUUGGGUUUGGACAGUGGAAAGAGUUGCUUUAGUUUCUUUGGUGGCAACAAUUGUAGAGUCGCUCCCAAUUACAGAUGUAGUGGAUGAUAACAUAUCGGUUCCUUUGGCGAGCAUGGUAACAGCAUUUUUGAGUUUUGGCUAUUAGCAAGUCUGGAAUGGUCAUGGUGAAAAUAAUCAUAGGGAGAGGGGCACCUGCUGUUGUGUAUUUAAUUAGUUUUCUUGUAACCGUUGCAAUGUCAUUGUUCACCUAGGGAGCACGCUUUUAUUUUUUAUUUUUUUAAGUCAAUUCUCCAUGUUUGGUUCGAUAAAAUUGAGUUCAUUUUUCAAAAAAUUAAAUUUCUUA